GACACUUGACAGCUCAGUACAGUAUGUCGGGUCCGACUAGUUAUUAGAGCUGUGUGGCACUACUUUUUUAAUUUAACUAAAUAGUUUAGUGCACCGUUCCUUGUAGUCGACUGCAGAGGUAUAGAGAGGCUGCCUGCUGCUGUGUAGGACUAUAUUUGCUUGCAGAGGAAUUCAACAAAGGUCAGUAGACGUUUAGUGAGAAAUCAUCAAGUUGAUACUUUAGAUAUAAACAGUUCAUGCAGCUUCUUGUCUGGACUCAAGUCCUGUUGAUGACCACAGCUUCAACCCUGAUACGCCCUCGGACCAACAGAAACGCUGCUUUCACCCUCGAUCAUGUGUCUCAGACUCUGGAUUCGCUGGAAAAACUUUUGCAAUAUUUUGAUAAGAACAGGGGCUCGCUUAUAGUGGAUUCUAUGUGGGCUAUCCGCAUGAUUCAAGGUGGUUUAGAAGACACCGUAAGAAAAGCUCACCAAGAUAAUGAAGCAAGCAUUCUAGAACGUGUGUCCGGAAUAGCAGAUUAUGCGAAACAAGUUUCCGAGCGAGGACUUUUCUACGCAAAACGGAAUGCUGCAGUGCAGUUUAACAAGUUUUCUGAGCUGCUGAGCAGGCCUUUUGUAUAUGAAAACUUACUGGGAGGAUCUAUCGGGAGAAUUGAUUCAAGUUUAAUAUUCUCCGAAGAAAGUCGGCUAAACAUCGAGCCGAAGGAGAGUGACGACUGUCUGAUGGGAACUAUAGGUAGUGGACAUUAUAAAGGACUCAAAUGCACGAUAACAGACAAGUGUUGGCGCCAGAUAACGGACAAAGGCCAACGUGAAUACUCCAUCACCCACCAGCUCCUAUUUUUCUUCCUUAUCAAGCACUACAACUGCUCUGAAGCCAUCAACUCCAAGGGAGGAGAAGUUGCCGUGGCUGAACUCACCAAAUCUUUCUGUUCUAAUAUUUACAGUGAGAUGGAGGGUAUAUUCUCGCGAGGAGUGGACCCUGGCGUGGACCAGGACCUGGUAAUGGAACAGAUCAUGUUCUGUGGAGGCGCAGGAUUCGUGGAGGAUUUUGUGAGACCCAGUGUCCUAGAAAUGAUGUUAGACUGGCAGAGGGAUGAUGGCUGUUAUGCUCCCUACGAUGGUUCUCAUCUUCCUGAGGCUAUAGCUCUCCACUCCAAGAAAUCUCGGGAGAGGGCACUCCAAAGAAGAAAAUUGAUCGACAGGUUGGCAGUUGAUUUCAACAAAGAGCAAAAUUACUUCAUGAUGAGGAAACCUUUGUCAGAAGCCGAGCUUCGAGACGGGUGCAUGAUGCACAUGAGCUCAGUUGCUGGAGGAGCUCUCACAAUAUACGUCCGAGCAAUGUUACAAUACAAACUCUACACAGACUACAACUUUAUCCAGUAUCGGAUCCAGGACGUACGCUAUACGGCUCCGGAGACCUACAUCAUCAUAUUCCUGGCAGUUCUCGCUAUCUUACUGGUCAUUAAGUUGGGGAGCGUUCCACUGAAGCUUGCUAUGAGAGUAAUUAGUAGCAUACGCUUUUCGAGAACCAGUAAACAGUUUCAUUCAGUUUGACGGUUCGUAAUUUAUUUUAGCUGAGUCUAUUCAGUGCUCGGGAAUUUCAAAUCUUUUUUAGUCGUUUGAUGCACUUUUUAAUCACUUGAUUAUAAUUAUAUAACAGAAAAACAACAUUAUUGCAGAGUAUAGAAUAAUCAUAAAACUGUGUAUAUUAACGCAUAUAAUUAUAAACGUUGGACCAUAUUUAUUUUCAGAAUUCAUCCUGUAUCUAAACAUAUUACUGAAACUAAAAUAAUCAAUUGUCUUUCGUAAUCUAAAAGUCUAAAUGAUUUAACAAAGAU
Bolinopsis microptera is the source of this 1840-nucleotide messenger RNA. Its product is annotated as UPF0764 protein C16orf89 homolog. Bases 237 to 1556 code for a protein of 439 amino acids. NCBI's taxonomy places the organism in Eukaryota, Metazoa, Ctenophora, Tentaculata, Lobata, Bolinopsidae. Gene Ontology annotation, cellular component: membrane; cytosol. The transcript has 8 exons. The record is from RefSeq and is a predicted model, not a curated record.